GAACAGACAAACCCUUCACUCUCAAAGCCUACAAGGAGGCACUGGGGAAAGCAUACCAAAGGAUCACAGUGUACAUUUGUACGGCUGAAGAUUUCAGUUGUCAGGAAUUCAGCACAGACUCAUCUGAUUCAGAGGUAUUCGAACCUACCCUCAACAGUACCAGAGAUGGUAGUCAGUCUAAACAUACUGAUGAAGCAGCACUGGUUUCACUUUCAGACACGGAACAUGGCCCAGAAACAUCACAAUGUGCAAUGGACACUACGUACUAUAGCAAAUAUACAGAAUUAUAUGCACCCAUUGUAAUAGAGGAUGAAGAGAACUCGGACAGUGAUUCAGGCAGUCAUGAUGCUCCAAAGGAUGCAGAGGUGGAACAGCAGUCUGCUUCAGAAGUAAUUGCAAACCUGGCACUCCAGAUUGACCGCAACACUGUCAGCAGAUUUAACAUCUGCCGCUCUGAGUUCUGGAAUGGAGCCAUGAGAGGAUUCAAAAGGGGAACGUUCUCUGAAGCAAAGGAUCUUCUGGUGAAGUUUUCUGAUGAUGCUGGAAGGUUUGAGGAAGGCCUCGAUACAGGUGGCCCCAAAAGAGAAUUCUUAUCACUUUUGAUGAAAAGCUUGCGAAAACGACCCAUAUUUGAUGGACCAGCAGAGAGUCGCUACAUUGUCUACAAUUCAACAGAUCCAGAGUGCAUCCUCAUUGGAGACACUUCAAGCUCUAAUUGUACAGAACAGUACCAUGUUGCAGACUGCAGGGUGCUUCAGAUAUGUAAAAUCAGUGAAGGAAAAGCACAUCAUUGUGAAGGAGUACCUCAAAUGGUACAUAAUCGACAGGAACCACAGUGCAAUCGAAAGAUUCAAGGAUGGACUUACCAGCUUGCAGUUUUUAACAGCCCUGCAGCAGCAUCCUACUGUUCUGGCCCCUGUCCUCUGUAAUUCAGGUAACAGUUUAACUGUUACAGCCAUUGAAAAUCUGUUCCAACCAGAACUCAGCCCUAUAGGAAGCAACAGGAGGGCUCAGGAGGACAAAACCAGGAGUUUCUGGGCAGACUACUUGCUUGAUUGCGAAGAAAAUAACAGUACCGUCACCCUGGAAGAGAUCUUCAUGUUUGCCACAGGGCUGCCCUGUGUGCCUCCUGCUGGCAUGGACCCUCAGCCCCGCCUGCAAUUUCUUCCCACUUCAAAACUACCCAUGGCAAAUACAUGUGCCAACACCUUAAAGCUGCCUCUGUUAGACAGCUACAACACUUUUAAGGAAAACAUGAGCUUUGGAAUAAAGAAUUCACCUGGCUUUGGAUUUGCCUAAG
Messenger RNA from Toxotes jaculatrix (banded archerfish), 1300 nucleotides. RefSeq lists its product as uncharacterized. Bases 252 to 929 code for a protein of 225 amino acids. Gene Ontology annotation, molecular function: ubiquitin-protein transferase activity. Lineage: Eukaryota; Metazoa; Chordata; Actinopteri; Toxotidae. The record is from RefSeq and is a predicted model, not a curated record. The transcript is spliced from 9 exons.